Molecule: messenger RNA, 1655 nt
Organism: Cataglyphis hispanica
Lineage: Eukaryota; Metazoa; Arthropoda; Insecta; Hymenoptera; Formicidae
Gene: Nprl2
Product: GATOR complex protein NPRL2
Exons: 9
Coding region: 386-1621 (411 amino acids)
Biological process (GO): cellular response to amino acid starvation; negative regulation of TORC1 signaling; positive regulation of autophagy
Cellular component (GO): vacuolar membrane; GATOR1 complex
Molecular function (GO): GTPase activator activity
Source: RefSeq, a predicted model, not a curated record
CGAUGAAAAAGAGAAGACGACGCAAUCAUCUCUCUUUGUCUAGCGAUCAAUGUAUUACCACUAUCGACAAUAUCGAAAAGUGGACGUAGCACGGAAAUGAAUUCGGCUGUUUUAUCCUGUCUGAAAAUGGACGUGGCCAUGUAGUUCCAAGCGAUCAUAAAAUGGACGUAGAGGCACUGCUGUACGGGACUGAGAGCUAUCAUAUGAAAAACGCCGGGAUGGCCGCUCUCAGGCUUCUCUCUGAAGAAAAAGAAGAAGAGCAACGAUCAAUCGAUCAAGUGGCGUAGAGGCAAAUUCUUUAUAGAAGCAAUUACAAAGAAGAAAGAGAAGAUCCAGAAUGUUUGAAAUAUGUAAAUAAUAUAUCUAUGCAAACAAAUGGGAGUAAAUGAGAUCUCUUUAUCUUAAAACAAUUUUAAUAAACAACAAAAAAAUAAUGGCGUCCAUUUCGGAAAAUAUUGAGGAAAAAGAACAGGAAGGUCCGAUUAGAUGCAUAUUCUUUGCCGAAUUUCAUCACAUAGCGGGACCUAAAAUUACAUGUCAGGUACCUGAUAAUUUUAUAUCCAAAGAUAUCUUUGACAAUGUCAGUGUUUACAUUAUACCUAAAGCACAAUUACAAAGAAGCACAAUUACAAUCACAUUAAAGGACUACAAAAUUUUAGGAUUCCCUGUAAAAAUUGACGAUAAGAAAUAUGCAAGAAAUGCGUUUUACUUCAACUUGUGUUUUGUUUGUGAUGCAAAUGCUCGGACUGUUCAUUACGAACCAGUAGUUAAGAAAAUGUCGGAUUUUUUUAUGGCUUUGGAAAUAGAAAAUUGCUUUUUAUCUGCCUCUGAUGAUAAAUCCAGGUUAGCAGAGAUGCUCACACAAGUCAUGCAGGAUUUAAAUCUGCACAAAAUGUGUACAUUGACUGAAGGAACAAUGACAUCUCAUUUGAAAGUAGUGAGAUUAGCACCUGAACCCAAGUCAGUUCUCGAUCAUCAAGUACCAAUAUUCUUGGAGGGUAGAGAGACAUUUCAGAGUGAUCAAUGGGAUCUGACUACACAGCAAGUGUUACCUUAUAUCGAUGGCUUUAAUCAUGUGGCGCGUAUAGCAGCUGCAGCCGAUGUAGAAAAUAAUUUAGUUAAAAGCUGUGUACAAAACCUUGUAUAUUAUGGAGUUGUGACUUUGAUUCCAAUAUUUCAAUAUAGUAAUGUUUAUGCUGUAACUCCGAAAUUAAGGCAAUUGGGAGAUGAUAUAAAAUUACAGAAUAGAUGUAUAGCAUAUGCUUCUAAAUUACCCAGGCAACCUGCAUAUUUUAGGGAUAUAUAUCGUAUGUACUCAAGUAUGACUUAUGGCAUUACCAUGAAGGACUUGUGCCAACGUCUUAAUCCACAAAACUUGAGAAUAAAUGAGAGAAAAUUAGUACAAUUUGGUUUGAUAGAGGGGCUUAUUAGGAGAGUAUAUAAUUAUCCUGUACUUCUUCCCGGUGCAUCUUGCAGCGAAGAAGCAAAGAACAAUCCAAUCUAUAAAUAUUUUACAGGCACAUAUAGCCUCGAUGAAAUAUGCUGUAGCACGGGUCAAUCGACCGCACAAAUCGAAGAUAUUAUUGAACGCGAUCCGAACGUACUAAUGAUAUGGAAGUGAUGAUUAUAGAAUAAAAAUUAAAAAUAUAAAAUAA